Molecule: messenger RNA, 4071 nt
Organism: Camponotus floridanus (Florida carpenter ant)
Lineage: Eukaryota; Metazoa; Arthropoda; Insecta; Hymenoptera; Formicidae
Gene: Cdc27
Product: cell division cycle protein 27 homolog
Exons: 13
Coding region: 184-2703 (839 amino acids)
Biological process (GO): cell division
Molecular function (GO): protein binding
Source: RefSeq, a predicted model, not a curated record
CGACCUGAAAGCAGUCGCUCGCUUCAAAAGAAUCGAAGCAAAGAUGGACUCCUGAGAAAUUUUUAUAUACAGCAGUCCUCGUUCGACUUUGGAAUACUACGCUGUACUCGGUCGUUAAAUCUCUAUCCGGUGGACGCCCGGGGGGGCCGACGUUCUUUUAUGACCACGCUCCCGGUGUGAACGAUGAUCGUGCAGGAACCAGUGCAGGCGGCCAUAUGGCAUUGUUUGAAUCAUUAUGCCUAUCCAGAUGCUAUAUUCUUGGCAGAAAGGCUGUGUGCAGAAGUGGACACGGAGGAAAGUUUAUUUCUUUUGGCAACAUGUUACUAUCGUUCUGGUCGGAUUAGACAAGCUUACGCCUUAUUAUCUCAGAAAGCACCUAGUUCGGCACAAUGUAGGUUUUUACUAGCAAAAUGUUGUUACGAUCUGGAAAAAUAUGCCGAAGCAGAAGCUGCGAUAAUCGGCGGAUAUUACAAGCAGUUGAAGAGUUUGGAAGAGAUAAUAAGUCAAUUUGGGGAACAGGCAUGUUUUUCUCUACAGAUAAUAGCAAAGAUUUAUUACAAGAUGAUGCGUACUGCGAGAGGCAACGAAGCGCAUAAGUUAGCUUUAAAGAUGAAUCCUUUCCUCUGGCAUUCGUUCGAAGAACUCUGUAAUGUCGGUGAGAAGGUGGACCCUGCCAAGAUUUUUCAAGUAGACAAACUAGAUUCCUUUGCCAUGUGCCAUGGUACUGCAUCUACGCUCAGCUAUGUCACUGAACCGGAUCUUAUUGUACCUGGAAAUAAUGGCAACAGUACACCUAUAUCAAAUGGCACUAACUUGACACCAGUAAUGGCACCGACGCUGAUAAAUGGCGGUCAGGUACGCUUGUGUUCCUCUGCAGAGGACACUCCGCAAAAUGGACCAGUUCAUUAUAAUUGUACUUCGAUAUCGCCGAGAAUCAAACUAUCGCGUUAUCGAAGCAUGUUCAGCAAUUCUAUGAGUCCCCUCACGCCUAGUUUUGGUAUUUUGCCACUGGAAAGUAAUACACCUGAGCCGACUGUUCCACCAUCACACACGACGCUCAUGGAGGCUAACGAUCAAAAGAGUCUGGCAAAACGCGUCAGUAGUCUGAGAGCUCAUGUGGGACAAUUAAUGUCGAGGAAAGAGACACCACUACAACAAGGCAAGUCAGUAUUUUCCCAAUCGGGUAAUGCAAGCAAUACUGCCAAUAUUGUGACAGUGACAGCCGCUAAUCCGACUUCACCUCCGUCACCAACGUUUCAGAGUACCAAUGUUAGACGUUCGUCGCGACUCUUCAGUCAUAAUUCAGUAAAAGAGAACAAUAAGUCACCUAAUAGGAAUAAAUUUGCAACUCCAAAAUCUCCAUCUCGGAAGACGAAAGCGAGACUUGCUAAAACGAAUUUGAACAAGACCAACUUCAAUGAGUUAAACGAAAGAAAUAGGAACGAAAAAGAGAAAAACGAAACGAUCACGUCGGAAAAAGCAGUGGCUAAUGCAAACGCGCUUAACGCCCAAAGUAAUAAUAUUCAUUCUGGAAUAACAUUACAAAAGCAAUCAGCGGAAGGAUUGAUGUCUCUGUUACGAGAAUUAGGGACAGCAUAUCAGCACUUGAGUCAGUUUAAAUGUAUGCAAGCUAUUGAGAUUUUAAGUAUACUGCCGACACAGCAUUAUAAUACUGGUUGGGUACUUUCUAUGUUGGCUCGUGCACAUUUUGAAAUGAUGAAUUAUAAAAAGGCUGCUAGUUAUUUUGCGGAAGUGCGACAGUUAGAACCACAGAGGACAGAAUUGAUGGAGAUUUAUAGUACUGUCCUUUGGCAUCUGCAUGCGGAAGUGCAAUUAUCUACACUUGCUCAAGAUCUAGUUUCUCAGGAUCGUAAUUCGGCAGCAGCAUGGUGCGCCACGGGUAAUCUCUUCUCAGCACAAACAGAACAUGAAACGGCGAUCAAAUUUUUUCAAAGAGCCAUUCAGGUGGAUCCUAAUUUUCCAUAUGCCUAUACAUUAUUAGGACAUGAAUAUGUUUUGACUGAGGAACUAGAUAAGGCAAUUACUGCUUUCCGUAACGCCAUCAGACUUGAUCCCAGACAUUACAAUGCGUGGUUCGGAUUAGGAACGAUAUUUUCAAAACAGGAACAAUACAGUUUAGCAGAGUUACACUUUAAACGGGCCUUACAAAUAAAUCCGCAGAAUUCUGCACUAAUGUGCCACAUAGGUGUUGUGCAACAUGCUCUAAAGAAAACCGACCAGGCAUUAAAGACUUUGAAUACCGCGCUAAUUAACGAUCCAGAUAAUACUUUGUGCAAAUUUCAUCGCGCGAGCAUCAAUUUUUCUAUUGGUCGGCACAUGGAAGCUCUUAGAGAGUUUGAAGAACUAAAGAAUAUUAUACCCAAAGAAUCUCUAGUCUAUUAUUCGAUAGGAAAGGUACAUAAAAAAUUAGGCAAUACCCAUCUCGCGUUAAUGUACUUUAGUUGGGCGACAGAUUUAGAUCCAAAAGGUGUUAAUAGUCAAAUUAAGGAGGCUAUACUAAGUCCCGGUCAAGGAGAUGACGAUUCUCCACCAACACAAUCAAUUAUUAUAGCAGAUGAGCAGCAAGCACAAAAUAAUUCAAUGGAACAGGACAUCGAAACGAAUAGGGAAGGAAGCACUGCGCCUCUUGCUGGAAAUGUCUCCGUCGAGCCUCACGGUGAUGACAGCGACGAUAGUUUAUGAAAACAAUAUAUGAGACUUCCGUGAAAAAAAACGAAGCAUUAUUAUCUUCGUUAUGGGUCGAAUUACUUGUUCAUCGGCCUUUGCUUGCAAAAUCGAUAAAAUUAUUGAUGCGCUAUCAUUGGUUUAAAUCGAGUAGUUUUCGAUUUUUUUCGAAAGCUGCAAAUUGUCUGUGCGCGAUGUGAUUAGGUUAAAAGAAAUUAUAUUAUCCUCCUUGCGUCAUCAAAUUUCUUUUUGGUAUCUUGCACGAAAUUCGUGUAAGUUCUUAUAUAUAUGUAUAUGAAUGCGGCUCUUGCGACAAUAGAAAACUUGUGUAUCGUAUCCUUCAUCAACUUGUACAUUACGCGUUUGCCUCUGUAUAUUUUUUUUACGGUUGCUCGAUCGCCUUUUAUAUUUCUUCUUACUUCAAUCGUUGUUCCCUCUUGUGCCUCGUUUCGUUGCGCAUCAAAUUCAAUUCAUUUUAAGUCUGAUGACGAAAGUCCACGAAAUUUUGAUUUGAACAAGAUUGGAUCGAAAUAAGAGCUAAGUAUACACAUAAUAUCCAGAUUUUUUUUCAUCUUACGGAGACGAGGUAUUAGAGAUUCACGGUUGAGUAGAAACUAUCACGUCGUAAAAAGAAAUGAACGAAUGUAACCGUAAGCAUGUCUUGUACGUAGUUAGGUGAUGUAAUUAAUUAAUCGUUUUCGAGUAAGAGAGGGAAGAGAGUCUUGUGUAAAUGUAAAUUAUUAUUACUGUGUAUUUACCGCUAUUAUUACUACUACAAUUAGUGCUAUUAUUACUAUUAUUAUUCGUAUGAUUAUCAUUGUUGAUUUAUAUAGUGAUUGUGGAGAUAUAUCGUCGGUUGCUCGGCGUCGGAGCGGCCACUGGACGAUCGUGCAAUUCUCAUCGUGAAAUAAGAUCCAUUAAUCGAUCGAACAUGAAUUCGCGACUGCAAUUUCGGCGAAUCGAUAAUCGUGCGAUUAAAUUAUUCGAUUUCGACUUCGAUGCCGAAAUUAGCAUAACCCGCGCAAAUGUCUAUAUAUAUAUAGAGAAACGCUCGUCGAAUUAUAUUCUUAAUAGUGCUGGACAGAAUUUAUGACGUUUAUUGGCAUCGUUCUUCGUUAUCGAUAUUAGGUGUACAAUGCAAACUGUCAAUUCCGAAUUUCCCGGAAUAAAGAUCGUUACGUGUUAUUCCUGGAAGAACAUAGCGUAUAUAAGUACGUUCGUCUCUCUAAUUUCAAGCGGAUUGAGUUACGAUCGUAACGCAUGUUAUCACGCGUAACUGUAACGCUUUAUAUUGUACACGUAAUUAAACGAAAAACUCGUCACGAAAAAAGAAGGAACAGAGAAAAGCUAAUUGUACUGACUGAGAAAUACGUCUGUGUGAUACAA